AUGUCUCCUUGCCUUUCGUCAUUCCCUUUUCCCCAAUUUUCCUCCCACUGUUCGCCCACUGUUCGCCCCAAUCAAUCCUCCACUUUCUCUGUGCCCCUCCCAAAACGUUUCCCACCCCCCUUCUCCUCCUCCUCCUCCUCCUCCUCCUCCCUCCUCCUUCACCUCUCCCGCUUCCCCCCUCUACUCCCCCUCCUCCCUUACUCUUCCCCCACUCUUCCCUCCCCUCUCCCCCGUCCCUUCGUCCUCCCCCUCCCCCCCCCCUCUCCCCCCUCUCUCCUCCUCCCUCCGUCCCCCCCUUCUCCACCCCCUCCUUCUCCUCCUCCAGGGCACGUGCCUGUAGCCCUCGCCUCCAGCUCACCGCGGGGCAUCAUUGCCACCAAGCUCGCCCUGCAACCAGGAUGGCAGGAACUGUUUGCAGUGACAGUAGCGGGGGAGGAGGUGGCACAGGGCAAACCAGCUCCUGACAUUUUUCUGAGGGCUGCAAAGCUAAUGGGGGCUAAGCCAUCGGAAUGCCUUGUGUUUGAGGACGCCCCUGCAGGUGUGCAGGCAGCCAGGGCAGCGGGCAUGUAUGUCAUCGCAGUGCCUUCUCUGCCCCAGAAGGCUGCACGGGCACUCUACUCUUCUGCACACCAGAUUCUUGCUUCGCUAUUAGACUUUCAACCAGCUGACUGGGGCCUACCGCCGUUCACAGAUUGGGUGCAUGCAUCACUGCCCAUCGAUCCAUGGUACAUGAAAGGGCCUGUUAUCAAGGGCUACGGCAGGGGAUCCAAGCUCCUGGGCAUUCCCACAGCCAACCUGCCGUCCUCGUCAUUUGCAGGGCACCUGGCAGAGCACACGUGUGGGAUCUACCAUGGGUGGGCAGCGUUACCAGGGAGGGGCGUGUUCAAGAUGGUUAUGAGCGUGGGCUGGAAUCCCUUCUUUAACAACACGCAUAAGACAGUGGAGCCCUGGUUGUUGCAUGACUUUGGGGAGGACUUCUAUGGGGAGGAGCUAAGGCUGUUGGUUGUGGGGUACAUUCGUGCAGAGGCUGACUUCCCUGACCUGCCUUCAUUGAUUGCACGCAUUCACCGGGAUGGGGAAAUCGCACGCAAAGCGCUAGACCACCCACCCUUCGCUGUCUACAAGACUGACCCUUUCCUCAACCUUCCUUAA
Closterium sp. NIES-65 is the source of this 1152-nucleotide messenger RNA. The record is from the annotation of a GenBank genome assembly. Lineage: Eukaryota; Viridiplantae; Streptophyta; Zygnematophyceae; Desmidiales; Closteriaceae.